Molecule: messenger RNA, 1293 nt
Organism: Saprolegnia diclina VS20
Lineage: Eukaryota; Oomycota; Saprolegniomycetes; Saprolegniales; Saprolegniaceae
Exons: 1
Coding region: 1-1293 (430 amino acids)
Source: RefSeq, a predicted model, not a curated record
AUGGCAGCCGUCGCCAGCAACGCCGACUUGGUCGAGAGGAUCGCCGGCUUCGUCGCGUGCCCGUUUGGCCUCCGCACGCUCCUCGCGCUGCUGCCGUACGAGAGCCUGAGCCUCCCGUACCAGAGCUUAUGGACGCUUUCAACCGCUGUGCCGCUGUGCCACCUCUGGCCGCAGCUCCGCGUCGCCGUGCUCACGUCCCCGGGUCACGCAGUCGCCGCCGCCGAGCUCAUGGCCUUGCGCCCCGUCGUGCGCAUCGACACGUCGCCUAUUCCGCGCUUCCCUUUUCUCCGCCAUGCGAGCACGCGUGUUGCGCUGCGCUCAACCGCCGCCCUGUCCACCGUCGCCCACAUGGGCAGCCAUGGCGGCAUCGUCGAGCUCUCGCUCGCCUUGCGCACUGACGCGACGCUGCAUGACAUUGCGCUCGCGCGGCGCGUGCUGGCUUCGUUCGUCCAUCUGCGAGUUCUUGAGCUGUCGUGGCUCACGUCGCAGACUGGCGUGGUACUGUCGCCGCUGCUGGCCACCAUCGCGCGCCUGCCGCGCCUCGCCGACCUCACGAUCGCUUGUCCCGGCGUGCACGGCCUCCCGCCGUUCGCCGUGACCUUUCUAGUAACGUGGUUGGGCACAGGCCGCGCCGAGGCAGUGCGGCUGCGGCACAUCGAUCUCGGGGACGUGGCGUGCGAGGCCGUCGCCAUGGCCCUGCAUGCGUCGCGGUCGCUGCGGAUCCUCGACCUCGACGACACGAACGGUAUCGCGUUCGAUUUCAUGCAAACGCCCUUGCCGCGGACGCUGCAAAGUCUCUGUUUGACCAAAGGAUUCGCCAUCGUCGGCACGUUUCUACCGGUAGCGCUGCGGCAGUCGCACCUCGAGACGCUCCAUUUUGACGCGACCGCGACGCCCGGACUUCUUGACACGCUGCGGACGCUCCCGACACUACAUCGACUGAGCCACCUUCGAUUGAGCCUACACCAGCUGGACGAUGCGACCGCCGACUGCCUCUCGCAAAUCCUGCCCCGUCUUCUGAGUCUGGUCGCGCUCGAGCUCGAGUGGAUGGAAGAAGCGGCGGCGGUGCCGGCAGUCCACCGGUGCCCUCGCCUCCAACGCUUGGCGCUGCGUGGUCCCGGCAACGGUGCGGCGGCGUGGGUCUGCCCACCGACACUGCGCCAUCUCUGUCUCCGUGGCGCCGAUCGCGCUUCGGUUGCCACCGACCCCGCCCUCCUUGUGUGCUGCGUCCCACCAACCCGCCGCUGCGCCUUCUUCCAGCCGUGUGGUCGCGCGUCGUGCUUGGCGACUUGA